AUGCGAAUGGACAACAUAUGCUGUGGAGCACAUGGAUUUUCCACUCUAAUCACUGCAACAAAGGGCCCGAAGAAACAUACUCUUCUCUUCGAUGCCGGACCCGAGGAUGAUGUCUGGGAGCGGAAUGCGACCAGGUUAGGACUUGACUUGGCAUCAGUCGAGUAUAUCCAGCUAUCACACUGGCAUCGUGAUCAUACAGGUGGCCUUCUCCGCGCCAUACAGAUGAUAAACGCGGCGAAGAACCAGGCAGAAGUCGUGGUGGACGUUCAUCCGGAUCGACCAGAUUACCGUGGAAUUAUGACUCCGACUCAGGUGCCUAUAGCAUUAGAAGCCGACCCAACAUUCAAGGAUAUUGAGGCUGUUGGUGGUCUUUUACUCAAAGCCGACCAGGUUCAUACAAUAUUGGAAGAUACCUUUCUUGUGUCUGGUGCCAUUCCACGAACAUCGGACUACGAGCUAGGUAUUCCAGGUGGUAUUCGACUCAACACUAGCAGUGGCAAAUGGGAGGCCGAUGAGAUGAUACUUGAUGAAAGACUUCUCAUGUGUAAUAUCAAAGGAAAGGGACUUGUGGUGUUCACAGGCUGUAGCCACCCAGGCGUGGUCAACACAGCAAGACAUGCACAGGAAAUCGGGGGCCAUGCCCCUCUUUAUGCAAUUGUUGGUGGAUAUCACCUUGCAGAUGCAGACCCGGAGAAAUUGAGAAAGUCCAUGGAUGACCUGAAAGCAUUGAACCCACAAGUUCUCAUGCCUGGGAAGGUCGGUCAGAUGCAUCGCGUGCAGGUCAGCGUUGCCUUGUCCUCGGUUUCAUUGGGAGGCAUCCAGCUAUAUGACAUCACUGAGUUCAAGCAUUGUAGACUACACAAUGGCCGUCGCUACCAUGCUUUUCGCGCAGGGGCGUACUUGAUGCCAAACGAUCAGGACGAGCAAGACCGAAUGGACCUGCUGCAUCAUGUUUACCGUCUCCUCCUUGGUGGCAAGUUGCACUUGGCCCCAAUUGGUGAAACUCCACAGCGUGUUCUUGAUUUGGGUACUGGAACAGGAAUAUGGGCAAUGGAUUUUGCAGAGACCCCUCCAAAUUGCAUAUUUGAGGUUGAUGACUUUGAAGAAGAGUGGGUGUACCGCAAACCUUUUGAUUUCAUACACGGCCGCGAGCUAGAGGGCUGCAUUGCCAAGGACGACAAGCUAUUCCAGAGGGCGUUCGAGCAUCUUAACCCCGGUGGGUAUAUCGAAAUGCAAGCUACGUCUACCAUUUUUGCGUCCGAUGACGGCACUCUUGAGAGGGCGAAAGAGGUCAAGUUUUGGCUUGACACUCUUUUGGAAGGCACAUCGAGGUUUGGCAAACCGCUGGAUAUCGCACCGCGCUGGAAAGGAAAGUUGGAGGCUGCUGGUUUCGUGGAUGUGCAAGAGAAGAUCCUCAAGGUUGGUCUCAAUAUUACUUAG
Molecule: messenger RNA, 1440 nt
Organism: Phaeoacremonium minimum UCRPA7
Lineage: Eukaryota; Fungi; Ascomycota; Sordariomycetes; Togniniales; Togniniaceae
Product: putative metallo-beta-lactamase superfamily protein
Exons: 8
Coding region: 1-1440 (479 amino acids)
Molecular function (GO): transferase activity
Source: RefSeq, a predicted model, not a curated record